Messenger RNA from Chanos chanos (milkfish), 462 nucleotides. It is a transcript of the gene cd28, whose product is annotated as CD28 molecule. NCBI's taxonomy places the organism in Eukaryota, Metazoa, Chordata, Actinopteri, Gonorynchiformes, Chanidae. The transcript has 3 exons. The coding region runs from base 1 to 462 and encodes 153 amino acids. The record is from RefSeq and is a predicted model, not a curated record. Gene Ontology annotation, biological process: T cell receptor signaling pathway; regulation of T cell proliferation. Gene Ontology annotation, cellular component: external side of plasma membrane.
AUGAUUGCCCAUCUUGUCAUGCUGAUUCUGUGUAUCCCAGUAGGGACUGGUUUGCGUGUGACUCAGCUCUAUCGAGCCGUGGGCAGCGAAGGCCAGGCAGGAGUGCAUUGUUCAUUCCAGUCUAAAGUUGGUCCAGAGGAGCUCUAUGUCAGUUUGUACAAAGGCAUGUACGGACAUCAGAAGAUAUGCGGCGGCCUCAUAAACACUACGGUACCUUACAUUGAGACUCAGGGAGAGGUGCGCUGCAGGGGAGAACUGGGUCAAGGCUGGGUGAACCUAACCGUCUACGGCCUUAAGGGAUCAGAUACUGACCUUUACCGCUGCAGGGUGGCAGUGUUGUAUCCACCACCCUACGUACGGAGGUUUGGUAACGGAACCUUGGUCUACAUUCCCGAUCAUGAAGAUGAUGCUGAAAAUGAGAGAGUCUUGUCCCAAAGCGAGAGGGAAUUCACUGAGUGGUGA